UUUGUGAAGGAUCCAAUCAUGAGCCCCUUAAAGGCGUUACCUUACCUAACGAUUGGUUUAAGCGGGUGAAGACCACCCCCUCCGGCUCCGCGCUCGCCUUCGCUUUUACCUGUCAAGAAGCAUAUCGAAGGAGUGUCUUGUUAAGGGUAGCAACUGUAAUUUCCAGGCAUACUGACUCAUGUCGUUAGGAAUGCUUUUUCAGAUUUCAGGCACAGAAAUUCUGGCAGAACAAACUGACUGGGAUGAAGUAAAUCGAUUACUAAAGCUGCAUGGGUUUAAGCCAGUUCAUUUGACAAAGAUAACAGAACACCAAGAUGGAUUUGUUCUAGAUAAAAAAUGUAACACAGAAAUAACAUCGAUAUUGAAGACUGUGUUAAAGAACACUGAACGACAAGAAAAACUGAUUCAAGAACUAAUACAGUCCAAUAUUCAACUGAAAAAUGACGUUCAACAACAGAUGAAUCGUGCUGCUCGACAGUCACAACGUGCAUCUGAUCUAGAAAAAAUGCAGGAUGGAGUGAAGGCCAAGAUUCAGGAUUUGGAGGAUAGUUAUAUUGCCAAGGCUGCUGAACACCAGAAAACUGUGCAACAGUUACAAAGAGAGAAGUCUGAAGCACAGAAACGUUGUGAACUUCUUGAAGAAAAACUUUCUGAAAAUGGAAAUGUUAUUUCUCAGCUGCAAAAACAAUUGAAUGUUGCAUUAAAUGAAGACGACAAACGAAUUGCCAGACAAAACAGAAUUUUUGAACAGUUUCACAAGAGGGCAGCAAGAUCACAUUCUGUAGCAGAUCAACAGCUGCUUGAUGUGAUUGAUGCUUAUGAAUCAAAGAUCCAUCAUCAGCAAGUUGACCUGAGUAAAUGGAUGGAAAAAGCAGGUGGCAGAAAUGAGAGAGUACAGUAUGAGAUUUCCAGUACUAUAUAUAAUGAAGGCAACAAGAAAUUGGCAGAUGGUACUUCAAGUUAUAAAACGAUUCUUAAGUCCUAUCAGGAUCAGUUAACAGAAUGUAAAGCUCAGAAGGAGCAACUAAAACAAGAAAAUUUGAGUUUAAAAAAGGACCUGCAGUCACGACCAACUGCGACUGAAUUGAAGUUGUGCAAGCAGCAGCUGAAAAGACUAGAACGGCAUAUUACUCAGAGUAACAUCGGGCCAAAGGAGAAUAAAAAAGGAGAAAACAAGAAAAUAUCUGAAAAUAAUGAAUAUUUGCUGGAAAGUGAAUACCCGAUCAUUUUAAAGGAGUUGGGGAUUCAGGAUUUAAAUGAUCUUACUCAGUUUACAAAACUACAAAGACAACAGCUGGAAAACUAUAAACAACUUGUAAAGGUGCUUAAUGGGAUUAAGGCCAUUGUAUAUAGGAAUGGAGUCUCAUUUGAGUCGCAGAAGGAGUCCAAUCUUCAGGCCGUUGAGAAUGCCGAUUAUGGUGAUCUCCUUCCAACUAUAGAACUCUGGGCUGAGCAGCUGGCAGGUUUGAAGCAACUGCAACAUGCACUGCAAAAGUUACUGGUUAGAUUGGAUCCCUACGAUUCAAUCAAAAGAAUAUUUGACGAAAAUGAUGGGGUGAAGGUUGAAGAACUGCUGCAUACUGUGGAAAUGAUGUUACAAGUAACUGAAGAAGAAGAAAUAAACUCAAAUGUCAUUGGAAAGCCUUCUCAACCAACUCUUCUAGCAAUUGUUUCCCAUUUUCAGAAACUGUUUGAUGUGAAAUCUAUCAGCGGUGUUUAUCCCAGAAUGAAUGAAGUAUACACAAAGCUGGGAGAGAUGACAAAUACAAUGAGAAAUCUACAAGAGCUUUUUGACUUGGAUGAUUCUGCUUCUCCAAGCACGUUGGUGCAUUUAGUCGAGAAGCUGUGCUGCUUACUCAGCGACAGAACUGUGCAUCAAGUACAGCAACUUCUGGGCACGCUGGACAUCGAGAGUAUUAUCAGAAAGUUAGAAGAACAUGAAGAAUUUUUCCCAGCAUUUCAUGACCUAAUCCAAGAACUGCUACACGUACUAGGAGUUCAUCACCUGGAUGAUAUUCUGCCAACAGUUAUGUCCCUAAAGCGCCUAACAGAAUAAAAACUGAAGAUUUUUUUUUUCUUGUAAUAUUUGUAAUCAACUCAAACCCUGCAACAAAAACUAUUUUUUUAAAUAAAUUGACUAAAUACA
This is a messenger RNA of Polypterus senegalus (gray bichir), 2146 nucleotides long. RefSeq names its product centrosomal protein 70 (gene cep70). Gene Ontology annotation, cellular component: centrosome. The coding region runs from base 179 to 2056 and encodes 625 amino acids. Lineage: Eukaryota; Metazoa; Chordata; Cladistia; Polypteriformes; Polypteridae. The transcript has 19 exons. Gene Ontology annotation, biological process: cilium assembly; regulation of microtubule cytoskeleton organization. The record is from RefSeq and is a predicted model, not a curated record. Gene Ontology annotation, molecular function: gamma-tubulin binding.